This is a messenger RNA of Hordeum vulgare subsp. vulgare (domesticated barley), 842 nucleotides long. RefSeq lists its product as uncharacterized. The record is from RefSeq and is a predicted model, not a curated record. NCBI's taxonomy places the organism in Eukaryota, Viridiplantae, Streptophyta, Magnoliopsida, Poales, Poaceae. Bases 40 to 618 code for a protein of 192 amino acids. The transcript has a single exon.
CUCCUCCCUCUCCGCUCGGUCAGCCGCCGCAACAAAAGCAUGGGCCUCUCGGUGAUCGCGCCGCCGGCGGGCGACUCGGCGUCCCCGGCGCACCGCCGCGCGCGCCGCGCCUUCCUUGUCUCCAACUACAUGAUCCUCGGCGCGGCGUCCGGGUGCGGCUUCCUCACGCUCUCGCUCCGCCUCGUGCCCUCCGUCAACGGCUUCCUCCUCAUCCUGCUCCACGCGCUCACCGUGGCGGCCGCCGUGGCCGGCUGCGCCGUCAUCGCGGCGCCCGACCCGCCGCGGGGCCGCGUCUACACCGCCCACAUGUCCGGCACCGUCGUCGUGUCCAUCCUGCAGGGCGCCGCCGCCGUGCUCGCCUUCUCCCGCACCUCCGAGUUCCUCGUCGACGGGCUCAGGUCCUACGUCCGCGAGGAGGACGGCGCCGUCAUCCUGCGCAUGAUCGGGGGCCUCGGCAUCGCCAUCUUCUGCCUCGAGUGGGUCGCCCUCGCGCUCGCCUUCGUCCUCAGGUACUACGCCUACGUCGACAGGGAGUGCGGCGGCAACCCCAUGCGCCGCAGCGCCAAGGUCGGCGGCGAGGACGGCGCCGGCAACUGGCCCUGGCCAUUCCAGGUCUGAUCUCAUCCGCCUCAAGGAUGAGGACGAUGCAGCAGUUUAUGAUGUGGUUGGAAGGGGUGUCUGAAGGCGAGAAGAACUGAGAACUCAUAGUUCUUGGGAGGAAAACUAGUGUUUGGCGAUAUUAUUAUUCGUUUAUUGGAUUGGGUUGUAUUGUGUGGUAGUAUAUGAUUAUGUUGUAAUGCAGCUGUUGCACCUCUAUAAUAUUAUUUGAAAUUCAUGUUCAA